AUGACACCCCCGUCCCCAUCCCCAUCCCCUCACCCCACCAAAUCUUCAAACACCCAAACACCAACCCAAAUCCCAACCGGCGCUUACGCAGUCCCCCAGGCCUACAACUGUAUCUGGAAUCCUCCUCUACACAAAAUAGCAUCUGCACCUCCUCAAAAUCCUCCUCACCCUACCUCCAUACUCCCCCAAUCAUACGCCUGUAUCUGGACUGAUGAUCCUGAUCCUCCUUUGCACAAAUUAGCAUCUGCACCUCCUCAAAACCCUCCUCAAAACCCUCCUCAAAAAGCAUCCAAAAACCCAGCAAGACAAGCAACUCUAGACCUUACACCUCAGAAAUACCAUCUUGCUGUUCCUGCUGUUCCUCCUCCUGUAUACCGGGCAGCCCUACCAAACCAGCCUACCCAACCUACCCAAGCAAACGCAUAUCGAUCUCCUCAUCAGCAGCCACAGCAGCAGCCCCUGCCGGCAGGGACUUUCGAAGAAAUGUCCCUUAGUGGUGAUCAGGGAUUUGAUGAUGAGGCGUAG
Sclerotinia borealis F-4128 is the source of this 525-nucleotide messenger RNA. The record is from the annotation of a GenBank genome assembly. NCBI's taxonomy places the organism in Eukaryota, Fungi, Ascomycota, Leotiomycetes, Helotiales, Sclerotiniaceae.